CCUCUCCACGCGGCCAAGAACAGAUGCUGGGCAUCCCCUAGUGUCACUCGCUAGAAGCAGGGCUCUCCCACGCUCGGACCCACCCACCUAGGCCCCACAGGGCUGAUAGCACUUUGCUGAAGUGAAGACCCCCCUAGAUCUUGUAGGAGGGGUCGGUCCCCACCCAGCUCUUCAGGUCACAUGGUCUGCGGCGGGCCCCACGGAUGGGUCACGUGACGGCGGCGCAGCGUUGCCUAGGCAGCGGCUGCGGGCGGAAAGAGGGAGGGGGCCGGUCCUCCGCCCUGGCCGGGCUGCCGGGCCACCCGGCCGCGACACAGACGCUAGCCACGAGCCGGAGCGGAGAACUGGAGCCAAGCGCGCUGAGGGCUAGCCAGCCAGGCCUGGUCCCCACCAUGAGUGCCGAGCUCAAUGUGCCCAUGGACCCCUCUGCCCCCGCCUGCCCUGAACCCGGCCACAAGGGCAUGGAUUACCGAGACUGGGUCCGACGCAGCUACCUGGAACUGGUCACAUCCAACCACCACUCGGUGCAGGCCCUGUCCUGGAGGAAGCUGUACCUGAGCAGGGCCAAGCUGAAAGCCUCCAGCCGGACCUCUGCCCUCCUGUCCGGCUUCGCCAUGGUGGCCAUGGUGGAGGUGCAGCUGGAGACCAAGUACCAGUACCCUCAGCCCCUGCUCAUCGCCUUCAGCGCCUGCACCACGGUGCUGGUAGCCGUGCACCUAUUUGCCCUGCUUAUCAGCACAUGCAUCCUGCCCAACGUGGAAGCCGUGAGCAACAUCCACAACCUCAACUCCAUCAGCGAGUCGCCGCACGAGCGCAUGCACCCGUACAUCGAGCUUGCCUGGGGCUUCUCUACCGUUCUGGGCAUCCUGCUUUUCCUGGCUGAGGUGGUCCUGCUCUGCUGGAUCAAGUUCCUCCCAGUGGAUGCCAAGGAUCAGCCAGGUUCGCAUAGCCACACGGGCUGGCAGGCCGCUCUGGUGUCCACCAUCAUCAUGGUACCUGUGGGUCUCAUCUUCGUGGUCUUUACUAUCCACUUUUACCGCUCCCUGGUGCGACAUAAGACAGAGCGCCACAACCGUGAGAUCGAGGAACUGCACAAGCUCAAGGUGCAGCUGGAUGGGCACGAGAGAAGCCUGCAGGUGGUGUGAGGGACCGAGGCCUUUGUGGUUUGAUACCAGCCUGCACCGGAGAGCAACCCUGAGGCCACCACGCAGCCGGUAGGAGUAGCCAAGGGGGCUGCAUGAGAUCCGCCACGCAUCACAAGAGCCACAGUGGGGAUUGCUACACAGACUGCCCAGAUGCUGCUCCAAUAACUCCAUACUCCUGUCCUCGCAUGAAUCAGGGUCCGAAAGGAGUGAAAACAGCAUCCGUUUCAUCAUGGAGGCCAGAAGAAAAAACACAACCACGUGGCCCUGGGGACUUCCUGGUCCAAACAGAUCAGAGAGCACUGGAGAUCUCAGACAUCUGGACCUUGUGAUUGGCAGGGUAGGACGGCGAAUUCCCAAAGCCUGCUGGGAGGCUGGGGCUCCG
Rattus rattus (black rat) is the source of this 1527-nucleotide messenger RNA. It is a transcript of the gene Orai2, whose product is annotated as ORAI calcium release-activated calcium modulator 2. The record is from RefSeq and is a predicted model, not a curated record. Gene Ontology annotation, biological process: store-operated calcium entry. Gene Ontology annotation, cellular component: membrane. Gene Ontology annotation, molecular function: store-operated calcium channel activity. Lineage: Eukaryota; Metazoa; Chordata; Mammalia; Rodentia; Muridae. Bases 204 to 1145 code for a protein of 313 amino acids. The transcript is spliced from 3 exons.